AGCGAAACACGAACGAACGACAGACAUCGGUAGUGGCCCCCACCCAAACCCACGCUCCCCCAUCCACAAGCGCACCACAGUUUCUUCUCCCAAAUCCACCGUUGCGUUCGUCGAUCCGCGGCCCCGGCCGCGCCGCACUCCGCGAGCGCCUGCUCGUCUCCCCAGCCGAAGUCGGGGGCCAAGGUGGCGGAUCCUACAGCCUACUCUCCCGCCUCCGACUUGGCUCGGCCAUCUCCAGAGCCGCGGUGCUGGACUCGCUUGCCGAAUCCGUCGGCCCCCUGCCGCCGUCGUCUCCGCGGUCGCCGCGAUGCUCGACUCCGGCGACCUGCGCUCGGCCUCCCGCGACAAGGGCGUGUCCGUGUUGGCCGCAUUGGUGUCCUCCGAAGCUAGGCGAGCGCGCACCCAUCUCCACGAGGAAGUCGAGCGCGCACCGCCCCGCGCUCCUCAUUCAGGGUCGCUGGCCCCCACACCGUGCAGCGGGCCUCUUCCUCUCCAACAUCUCGCCGCCGGCCGCAUCCGGGAUGGCCUCGUCCUCCUGCUGCUAGCUGUGCUGGCUGUAGCUUGGACUGGAGCAGAAAAAUUGCAUCGAGGUAGCAGGUGGAUGAUGGUGCUAGUGCCUUUCUCUUGAAGUGUUGCUAGUGAUGGCUGCAAUUUGAAAGUGUUUUCUCUCUCUCCUUCCUCCUUUUGCAGUUGUGCUUCCCCUAUGCGUGAUGAUUGCAUUGUAGCUUGGGUUGAUCUGUUGUGAUAGUUAGGAGAGACUAGCAAAAAGGCCCGUGCGUUGCAAUGGAAGAAAAAAUACCACACGCUCUUAAAUUACAAAAAGUUCUAUAAUCUGAGAAUUUGUAGCUAUUUCUUAAAUACAUGAAGAGUUAAAAAAGUUGUUAAAAAGAUACAGAAUUUUUAAUCAUAAAAAGAGAAAUUUUUUUGUCAGGAAAAGAACAUUUUUUAUGGUCUCAUGUUGAUGCAGGUACUUGCGCCCCUAUUUCGUCACUAUUUAUUGUCAUACAUGUCAUAGGUAUUGGUCCCUAUUUCAUCACUAUUUAUUUCUUAUCAAACUUGUCUUUUAUUUUAUUUUUUGUCAUGCAUGCCUUCUUUUUACUUGUUUCAUGCAUUUCCUAUUUUUUUUCUUAUUAUAUAUAGGAGAAUAGCGCAACAUCUCAUCUUUAUCGGAUCUCCU
Molecule: messenger RNA, 1177 nt
Organism: Aegilops tauschii subsp. strangulata
Lineage: Eukaryota; Viridiplantae; Streptophyta; Magnoliopsida; Poales; Poaceae
Source: RefSeq, a predicted model, not a curated record